This is a messenger RNA of Bubalus bubalis (water buffalo), 2486 nucleotides long. It is a transcript of the gene GLE1, whose product is annotated as GLE1 RNA export mediator. The record is from RefSeq and is a predicted model, not a curated record. Gene Ontology annotation, cellular component: nuclear pore; cytoplasm; nuclear pore cytoplasmic filaments. Gene Ontology annotation, biological process: poly(A)+ mRNA export from nucleus; regulation of translational termination; regulation of translational initiation. Bases 103 to 2199 code for a protein of 698 amino acids. NCBI's taxonomy places the organism in Eukaryota, Metazoa, Chordata, Mammalia, Artiodactyla, Bovidae. Gene Ontology annotation, molecular function: translation initiation factor binding; phospholipid binding; inositol hexakisphosphate binding. The transcript is spliced from 16 exons.
CUGUGCGCCCCGGAAGCGGAAGCUAGGACCUGUUUCCGGGCGGCUGAUUCGAGGAUUUUUUGUCACAAGCGGGGCGUCUAAAGAUCUGUAGCUGGGCAGGCCAUGCCUUCUGAGGGUCGCUGCUGGGAAACUCUGCAGGCUCUGCGCAGUUCCGACAAAGGUCGCCUCUGCUACGACCGCGACUGGCUGCUGCGGGGUGAGGAUGUUUUACAAGAAUGUAUGUCUCUUCCUAAGCUGUCUUCGUACUCUGGAUGGGUAGUAGAUCAUGUCCUGCCCCACAUACAAAAGAACGCACCUCCCUCUGAGACGUCAGCAUCCUCUGUGUCUACUUCAGCCCUCGACCAACCUUCAUCUGUUCCCAGAUCUCCUCUCAGAAACCCUGCCUACUCACCGGUCUCCUCAGCAACAUCAGAUGGAACCAGGGAUAAACGUGAGUCUCCACAUACAGAGCCUAUGGUACUUCAGUCCCCCCGGGGGAUGAAAGUGGAAGGCUGCAUCCGAAUGUAUGAGCUGGUGCACAGAAUGAAAGGAGCAGAGGGCUUGAGGCAGUGGCAGGAGGAGCAGGAGAAGAAGGUGCGGGCCCUUUCUGAGAUGGCAUCUGAACAGCUGAAGCGGUUUGAUGAACGAAAGGAACUGAAGCAUCAUAAAGAAUUCCAGGACUUACGGGAAGUAAUGGAGAAGAGCUCCAGAGAAGCCCUGGGGCAGCAAGAGAAGCUGAAAGCCGAGCAUCGUCACAGAGCGAAGAUUCUCAACCUGAAGCUGCGGGAAGCGGAGCAGCAGCGCCUGAAGCAAGAGGAGCAGGAGCGGCUCCGGAAGGAAGAAGGCCAGGCCCGCCUGCGCGGCCUCUAUGCCCUGCAGGAGGAGGUGCUGCACCUCAGCCAGCAGCUGGACGCCUCGGACCAGCACAGGGACCUGCUUCAGGUCGACCUGUCUGCCUUCCGGACCCGAGGCAACCAGCUGUGCAGUCUUGUCUCAGGGAUCAUCCGGGCCACUUCUGAGAACGGCUUUCCCACAGUAGAGGACCAAGCUGCGGCUGAGGGAGCGCUACAGGAAAUGCGCGACCUCCUCUCGAACUUGCAUCAGGAGAUCCGUAGGGCCUGUGAGGAGAAGAGGAGGCGGGAUGAAGAGGAGGCCCGGAUAAAGCAGCAAGAGUCACAGAUGCAGCAGAGGCCGGAGGCCCACAAAGAGUUGCCCGUUCCCAACCAGGGCCCAGGGGCGAAGCUGAACGAAGAUCUCCAGGUGAAGGUGCAAGACAGUACAAUGCAGUGGUACCAGCAGCUGCAGGAGGCCUCCAGUCAGUGUGUGCUGGCCUUCGAGGGCCUGAGCAACAGCAAAGACAGUCAGGCCAAAAAGAUCAAGAUGGACCUCCAGAAGGCUGCCACCAUUCCAGUGAGCCAGAUCUCUACCAUUGCAGGCUCGAAGCUGAAGGAGAUCUUUGACAAGAUCCACAGCUUACUUUCUGGAAAACCUGUUCAGUCUGGCGGGCGCUCCGUGUCUGUCACACUUAAUCCACAGGGCCUGGACUUUGUCCAGUACAAACUGGCAGAGAAAUUUGUGAAACAAGGGGAGGAGGAAGUGGCCUCCCAUCACGAAGCAGCAUUCCCCAUCGCGGUCGUGGCGUCCGGGAUCUGGGAGCUCCACCCCAGAGUAGGGGCCCUCAUCCUGGCUCACCUGCACAAGAAGUGUCCUUACUCUGUUCCUUUCUAUCCAGCAUUCAAAGAGGGAAUGGCUUUGGAAGACUAUCAGAGGAUGCUUGGCUACCAAGUGAAGGAUUCCAAAGUAGAGCAGCAGGACAACUUUCUCAAGCGCAUGUCUGGGAUGAUCCGCCUCUAUGCCGCCAUCAUCCAGCUCCGGUGGCCAUAUGGAAACCGACAAGAGACUCACCCUCAUGGCUUAAAUCAUGGUUGGCGCUGGUUGGCACAGAUCUUAAACAUGGAGCCCCUGUCAGAUGUGACGGCCACCCUCCUCUUUGACUUCUUAGAGGUGUGUGGGAAUGCCCUCAUGAAGCAGUACCAGGUCCAGUUCUGGAAGAUGAUACUUCUCAUCAAAGAGGACUACUUCCCCAGGAUUGAAGCCAUCACAAGCUCAGGGCAGAUGGGUUCCUUCAUACGCCUCAAGCAGUUCUUGGAGAAAUGUCUGCAGCACAGGGAGAUUCCUGUCCCCAAGGGCUUCCUGACUGCCUCCUUCUGGCGUUCCUGAUGUCACUCCAGCACCUACCAUUACCAUUUUGUUGCUGAGGGGCAAUAAUAAAGCAACUGAAGACAGCUGUACCUGCGAGAAGUCAUGUCAAUGUGUGUUUUGUGUAUUUGUACCUUGUGACGAAGAGAGGAGAUUUCCAUGGGCCACAAAUCUAAGAGGUCCCUUAAUAGAUCUGGUGACUCCUUAAAGAAGUCCGCAUGACCGAGUAAACAAAGUUGGCCUUUCUCAUUUUUAUGGAAAAUAAGAAAAAAAAAAUUAUGAGAAUAAAAGGUUAAUACUUGAUCUUA